GAAUGGAGGGGGGGGGGGCUCAGUGUUCCUGCAGCAACGCAUUCCUCCAGGCUGCUUCGACUCUCCCAGUAAACACCAGUUCAACUCCAGUUAGAUCUGGGCCAUCCAAAGCUCGGUACCGGUUCUGGUUCCGCUCCUGCUGGGCUUCACUCUGACUGCUAGAGAAGCCGGUUCCACGUGGAGAUGAAGCUGCUGCUGCUGGUUCUGAUUCUGAUGGAGCGGGCUGCAGCUCAGCAGAGAGGAUUGUUCCCGGCCAUCUUUAACCUUGCCAGUAAUGCAGAGAUCAGCAGCAACGCCACAUGUGGAGAACCAGAACCAGAGGUGUACUGUAAGCUUGUGGAACAUGUUCCAGGUCGGAGAAUCAAGAACCCUCACUGCCCCAGAUGUGAUGCCAACUCAGUCCUGUCUAAAGAGCGUCAUCCAAUCACAAACGCCAUUGACGGGACCAAUCGGUGGUGGCAGAGUCCCAGCAUCAAGAACGGCCGUCAGUUUCACUGGAUAACCAUCACCCUGGAUCUGAAACAGAUCUUUCAGGUCGCCUACAUCAUCAUCAAAGCUGCCAAUUCUCCACGACCAGGUAACUGGAUCCUGGAGCGCUCUCUGGAUGGAGUGACCUUUCACCCCUGGCAGUACUACGCCAUCAGUGACUCGGAGUGUUUGUCUCGUUACAACGUCACACCAAGGAUAGGACCGCCCACCUACAGAGGCGACACGGAGGUCAUCUGCACGUCCUACUACUCCAGACUGAACCCCCUGGAACAUGGCGAGAUCCACACCUCUCUGAUUAACGGGCGUCCUGGAGCCGAUGACUUGACCCCAGACCUCUUGAACUUUACAUCCGCUCGUCACAUCAGGCUGAGGCUUCAGCGAAUCAGAACGCUUAAUGCGGACCUGAUGACGUUAAGCAUCCACGACCCGCGUGACAUCGACCCGAUUGUGACCCGGCGGUACUAUUACUCCAUCAAGGACAUCUCUGUGGGCGGCAUGUGCAUCUGCUAUGGCCACGCCCAGAGCUGCCCGCUGGACCCGCUGACCAAGAGGCUCAAGUGCGUGUGUGAACACAACACCUGUGGGGAAAGCUGUAACGAGUGUUGCCCUGGUUACCAUCAGCUGCCGUGGCAACCAGGAACCCUCUCUGAAGGGAACACCUGUGAAAAGUGUAACUGCCACAACAAAGCCAGCGACUGUCUCUACAACCAGACGGUUUCGGACCUCAGCCUGAGUUUAAACAGCCAUGGAGUUCGUCGGGGGGGCGGAGUCUGUCUCAGCUGUCAACAAAACACAACCGGGAUCAACUGCGAGACCUGCAGGGACGGGUUCUACAGACCUGCUGAGGUGUCUCCGUACUCUGACUUCCCCUGUGUGGAGUGUAGCUGCGACCUGCGGGGGUCCAAGUCGUCGGUGUGCAGCAGAGACGACACAGAACCAGGUGUGUCCGCAGGUCAGUGUCAGUGUAAGGAGGGGUUCUCGGGUCAGCGCUGUGACCGCUGUGCGUUUGGCUUCAGAGAUUUCCCUCUCUGCGUUCGCUGCGAGUGUAACCUGGCAGGAAGCACCAACACCGACCCGUGCCGCCCCUGCACCUGCAAGGCCAACGUGAUGGGAGUCCACUGCGACGCCUGUAAACCGGGCUUUUACCACCUGCAGCACAGCAACUCGCUGGGCUGCACCGACUGCUUCUGCUUUGGUGUUUCUGAUGUCUGUGAGAGCUCUGAUUGGUCCACCACUCAGGUGGUUCUUUCCGACGCUGUCCUCCAACCAUCUGGACCUCUCCGGCCUGCCCUGUUCGUCCAUGGAAAUGACCUCAGCGUUCCCAUCAAUGCGUCUUCGGGUGCGGCGCACCGACACCUGCUGCGGUGGGCGGCGCCAAGCCGCUUCCUGGGCAACAAGUUGGUGUCCUAUGGAGGGUUCUUCAUGUACUCUGUGGUCUAUGAUGUCCCCCUGGACAACGAGGACCAGACCCUUCCUGUCCUCUCUGAUGUUAUCAUGGAGGUAAGAACAAGCUUCUUUAGAAACCACCUGACGUCCAUCAUCAUGGAGAGAGGAGAACAUCUCAGCAGCUUCCAACCUUCCAGGAUAAACGUCCACCAGAUUCAGCCCAAGGGUCAGAAUCGGUACCAUGACCGUCUAGAAGGUCCAUUUAGAGAUGAAGAUCAAACACUGAAGUCUUUCUUGCUAUGUUUCCAGGGAAAUGGCCGAACUCUUCGUCUCUCGCCUCCUCUGCUCCUCUUCCUCUCUCCCCUGGCAGAACAAUCUGUCUCUGUGGAGAUGUUUCCAAAGCAGUUUGUGGACCAUCAAACGGGUGGUCCGAUAACCCGAGACGACCUGCUGCUGGUUCUGGCCGACCUGGCCUCGCUGUCGGUGAGAGUUCACCUGAACGCUUCUACUGAGGCACAAAUACGACUCAGCGUGGUCUCCCUGGACGUAACAGAUUCCGGGUCAGGUUCUGGGGUUCGGGCCGUUGGAGUGGAGACGUGUGAAUGUCCGUGGGGCUACAGUGGAACUUCCUGUGAGGCUUGUCUCCCUGGAUUCUACAGAGUCGGUGGGGUUCUGUUCGGAGGAAACUGCAUGGAGUGCGACUGUAACGGCCGCUCCACUCAGUGUGACAUCAGCGGCGUCUGUGAGGGCUGCACCCACAACACCACCGGUCCUCACUGUGAUCAGUGCCUUCCUGGUUUUUAUGGAGACCCAACCAAGGGGGACUGUCAGCUGUGUCCGUGUCCUCUAACGGAGCGGUCCAACAGUUUCAGCCCAACCUGUGUACUGGAGGCGUCUGGGAAGGUGUCAUGUGAUCAGUGCCAACAUGGCUACACUGGGACAAACUGUGAGAGGUGUGCCAGUGGUUUCUACGGCAACCCACAGGUAGUGGGCGGGGCCUGUGUUAGCUGUGAGUGUAACAGUAACGUUAACGUCAGUGAGGCCGGAUACUGCGAUGCUGUCACCGGGGAGUGUCUACUGUGCCUCGGCAACACGGCAGGAAAACACUGUGAGGUCUGCCAUCCUGGUUUCUAUGGAGACGCAGUGCUGUCCAAGGAUUGUAAAGACUGUGGCUGUGAUGUCAACGGCUCUGUCUCCAGUCUAUGUGACAUCACAACAGGCCAGUGUUUGUGCAGACAGAACGUGACGGGGCGCACCUGUGAUCGCUGCCAGUCGGGGUUCUUCGGGCUUCAGAGUGGGCGGGGCUGUGAACCCUGCGGCUGCAGCCAAUCAGGAUCCCUGUCUGAGUCAUGUGAUGAGACCGGGCAGUGCUGCUGUAAAGAGGGCGUGGCUGGAGUCAAGUGUGAUCGCUGUAGCCGUGGUUACUACGGUUACCAUGGCAGCAACUGCACAGCAUGCAUCUGUGAUCACACCGGUGGAAAUUGUGACCCUGAAAGCGGAGAGUGCGUCUGCCCCCCCAACACAGAGGGAGACACUUGCGACAGGUGUGAGACAGGUCACUGGGGUCACGACCCUGCCACAGGCUGCAAGCCAUGCAGCUGCAGUGCGGCUGGAAGCUCCGCCCCCCAGUGUGAUCUGCUCAGCGGCCAGUGUUCCUGCAGGGAUGGCUUCUCUGGCAGGUCAUGUGAUCGAUGUGCACCUGGCUUCUACGGUUACCCAGCAUGCUCAGCGUGCAGCUGUGAUGUGGCAGGAACCAAUGAGACGUUCUGCAAUAAAACCCUCGGUGUAUGUGAGUGUGAACGGACAGGAGACUGUGUGUGCAAGCCUGGCGUGUCGGGUCGGCGCUGCGAGGAGUGUGUUUUUGGUCGGUUUGGUCUGUCAGACCUGAACCCAAAUGGCUGUUCUGAGUGUUUCUGCUCUGGACUGAGCAGCGUCUGUGAGGAGGAGGGAGGACUCAUCAGAGUCCCUAUCAGCAUUGGCCGGUCUCCUGACGUCUUGUCAUUGGUCAGUCUGUCCAGCCUGCAGAAUGCUGUAUCUGGGGUUUACCAGCAGGGCGGCGAAAUGCUGCUUGACACCCGCCAGUUGAACACCACUGGGCUCGUUGGCCCCCUCUACUGGAGACUGCCCGCCGACGUUGAAGGCAACCAGCUGAUGUCAUACGGCGGCGCGCUCUCUUACAUCGUCACGUUCUACGCUGAGGACGGCUCAGGACUGUCCAAUCAGGAGCCUCAGGUGCUCAUGAGGGGCGGGGCUCUGAGGAAGCAUGUCAUCUACACUGACAUGGUUGCCCCGAGCAACGGCAUCGGGACACGCCAUGACAUCAGGCUGAUGGAGCACGAGUGGAAAUAUUUUAACUCGGUGUCCCAGAGGCCGGUGAGCCGAGCCGACUUCAUGUCUGUCCUCAGCAGCAUUCAGUACGUCCUCAUCAAGGCCUCGUACGGGACGGGGCUGCAGCAGAGCCGGAUUUCUAACAUUAGCGUGGAGACGGCUGUCAGGGCGGAGUCAGCUGACCCACAGGACCAGGCCAAGCUGAUUGAGUACUGUCUCUGUCCACCUGGAUACAGCGGACUGUCCUGCCAGGACUGUGCAGCAGGGUUUUUCCGGCAGCCUCAGUCUGAGCUCCCAGCUCUCAGCCUGAAGACGCUGACGGUGCGUCCGUGUCUUCCCUGUCGCUGCAACAACCACAGUGUGAGCUGUGACCCAAUGACAGGAGCCUGCCAGGACUGCCAGCAUCACACCAGCGGGCCGCAGUGUGAGGUCUGCGUCCCGGGUUACUAUAGAAACAUCAGCGGCUCUGCCAGCGACUGUUCUCCGUGCGCCUGCCCCCUGGUGGACAACAGUUUCAGCCCCACCUGUGUGUCAGAUGGACCUGUGGGAGAUUUCCGCUGCACCUCCUGUCUCCCUGGAUAUGAAGGCAGACACUGUGAGAGGUGUUCUGCGGGUUACCAUGGUAACCCUACCUGGCCAGGCGGCGUCUGUUCGCCUUGCGGCUGCAGCGGGUGGGGCUCCCUCCAUCAGGUGUGUGACGAGCUCACAGGACAGUGUGAGUGCAAGCCUGGGGUCAGAGGUCAGUCAUGUGACCAGUGUGAGGAGCGCCAUGUCCUGCAGGAGGAGGAGUGUGUAUCUUGUGAUGAUGGCUGCACCGGCGUUCUGCUCGACAACCUGGACACACUCAGCCGCCACUUCCUGUCUGUCAACCUCAGCGCCAUCGCCACGGGGCCUUACCGCCAGCUGGCGCUGUUGGAGAAUCGGACUCACAAUCUCAAGGCUGAGAUUUCUCCAAACAGAAUCUUGGAGUCACACCUGUCCAGAUUGGAUGAGGACUUCCAUCGGUUGACCUCUGAGCUCAGCACUUUGCAGCAGCAGGUGACACGUCUGUCUGAGAACCUGAUGGAUCUUCACAUCUCCACCAACGGCAGCUGGUCCCACAGCGCGCUGCUGCUGGGGCGAGUCAGAGGACUUCAGGACAGCGUCCAGGCCCUGCAGACGGAGGCGGAGCAUCUGAACCUGACCAAUGAGGACGAGCUCGGUGUGGACAACAGGACCCGUCUGCUGGAGGAGGCGGAGUCCAUGCUGCGCGCCAUCAGAGGCGUGAACCUCACAGCCGCCCGCUCAGCAGCCAAUCAGGAGCUCAGCUUCUCCAAGUCUCUGCUCGACUCGCUGCAGCUGGAUUUGCUGUCCAGGUGGGCUGCAGGUGAAGACAGGCCCCGCCUCCUCGCCAACUCCCUCCAUGUUGCCGUGACAACCCUGCAGCGUGCGAGCGCUCAUCUUAGCGAAGCUGCACGGCGAAACGCAGAAACGCACGACCUUCUGGACGCUGCUGGGACUCUGCAGCGCCGCCACCAGGCGGGCCUUCAGAACCUGAGUUCUGGGUUCCUGUCGGUGGAGCGGAGGAUGGAGGACAGUCAGCUCCUGCUGGAGGACACCCUCAGCCUGACUGCAGAGUUGACCAACAGCAGCGCACAGGUGGAGCUGUUGGCCAGCCAGCUCCAUCAGUGGCGUCCUCUGCUCAGGAAACAGGUGGAGGCUUUGGUGGUCGGCCUGAAAGUCACCGAUGCUCUUGAAAACGUUUACCGUGCAGAGAGCCACGCCCGCCAGCUCCACAGCCACGCCCACUCUCUGCACAGCUCCAUGACGUCAGUGUUUAACGUGUCCCUCAACACCACCCAGAUGGCCCAUCUUGACGAUGACAUCACACAGCGAGUUGACUCCGCCCACCAGGCGGCCUCGUCAGGCCUCACCUCUGCUUCUCUGGCGCUCAACGCGACUGUCCAAUCAGGACGGACCCUGUCAGAGGAGGGCGGAGUCAGACUGAACAGCUCCUCCGGUGUUUUAGAGGAGAGUCUGCAGGUCAGCAGCAUGGCUGAAGGGCUGCAGAUUAACGUCUCCAUGAUAACCACCAGACUGAGACUGGUCAGAGACGGCUUGCAGAACUUCAGCCGGCUGCUUGGCCAGCCAAUCAGAGCGCUGCACAGCCUCCCUAAUGGUUCGUCCAGGUCAGUCCAGCUGGCUCAGGAUCGGGCCGCAGCAGCCCGCUCUGGUCUGCAGGGGGCGCUGCAGAGGCUGCAGAGACUCAGGCAGCAGCUGCAGGAUUCUUCUUCUGUGGUGGAAAAGACGAACAUCACAGUGAGGGAGACGAACGGCCUGAUGGGUCAAGCUCAGACUGCAGCCAAUGAGGCGCAGCGCAGACUGGAGGAGGCGGAGCAUCGCACACAGCAUCUGAUGGAAAGGAUAAAGCCCCUGAGCAUGCUGGGAGAAACCUUGAGCAGGAAUCUGUCUGACAUCAGAGAACUGAUCGACCAGGCCCGGCGGCAGGCAGCAUCGAUAAAGGUGGCGGUGCAGGUGGACAGAGACUGCGUUCGCUCCUACAGACCAGCUCUGCAGUCCAGCAACUUCAACACCCUGAGUCUGAUCCUGAAGACGUCCCAUCCCAACAACCUGCUCUUCUACCUGGGCAGCAACACCACGGUGGACUUCCUGGCCGUAGAGAUGCAUCAUGGGAAGGUUUCCCUGCUUUGGAACCUGGGCUCCGGCACAACACGACUGCAUUUUCCUGAAACGGACAUCAGCAACAACCGAUGGACCAAAAUCAACGCCACCAGGUUCGGGGCCCACGCCGCUCUGUCCGUGCAUCAGCUGGACUCUGAGUCGGCUCCUCUGCCCGCAGUGACAUCAUCUUCACAGGGAUCCUCGCGGGUUUUAGACAUCGACAGGAACACGGUGAUCCACAUCGGAGGAAUGGCUUCCUCUCAGCGUCCUGCAGGGCUGCACUCCUCCACCUUCAGGGGUUGCCUGGGCGAAGCCUCGCUGAACGAGAGAAACAUCGGCCUGUGGAGCUACGACAGCCGGGAGGGGAAGUGCGGCGGCUGCUUCAGCAGUCCCCAGGCAGAGGAGACUUCCUUCUACUUCGAUGGCUCUGGGUUCUCCGUGGUGCAGAAGCCUCUGAGAGCCACCUCCACCUCUAUCGUGCUGCUGUUUAAAACUCUGUCUCCAGGUGGACUGCUGCUCUACCUGGCCUCCAACAACACGAGGGACUUCCUGUCUCUGGAGCUGGUGGAGGGACAUGUCCGUCUGAUCUUUGAUCUGGGCUCAGGGGCUCUAACCCAGACCUCCACCAGGAAGUACAACUCAGGGGUUUGGUACAAGGUCACCCUGCAGAGGAACAAACGCAAAGGUUACCUGUCCAUCAUGGCGGCAGGCCAGUCGGCGGAGAAGGAGGUGCUGGAGGCGGAGUCUCCGGGAACUGCCUCCGACCUGAACCGCUACGAUCUGGACCCGAUCUACAUCGGAGGGUUUCCUUCCUCCAGACCAAUCAGGCGACAGGUGGUGUCCCGGGCAUAUGUCGGCUGCAUAAAGAAUGUGGAGAUUGCCCGGUCCAACUUUGACCUGCUGCAGGACGCACACGGGGUCCGCAAGGGCUGCGUUCUAAAGGCGGUGAGGAGCGUCUCUCUGCUGUCUGGAGGAUUCGUCCAGGUCGCUCCUCCGUCGUUCAGUCAGGAGGCGGAGCUUCUCUUUACCUUCUCCUCCAACAACCAAUCAGGAGUCCUGCUGGCAGCCUUCAGCGAUGACCGACCACACAGACAGCACUUCCUGUCGCUUCACCUGGUCUCAGGUAGUGUAGAGGCGGAGCUCGGUGUUGUAGGCGGAGCCUCACGGAAGGUUUCAGUAGCAAAGGCUGAUGGGGAAUCAUUCAGCGAUGGAGGACAACACUCAGUGAUUUUGACGGUCAACAGGAAGUCUCUCUCCCUACAGGUGGAAGAUGAACACCUGAAGUCGGUCUCUCUGACAGGAGGAUUCUCGCGGCUGUCUCCGUCCUCUCUGUUCAUUGGUGGGCUGCCGCCUGAGAAGGAGCCCCGUCUGCCAAUCAGAUUGCGUGUUUUAUCCCAGCGGUUUAGAGGCUGCAUCCAACACCUGGUGAUGGGCGGAGCGCUGGUAGACCUAUCAGUCGCCGUGAGAUACCAGGGGGCGGAGCUUAACAGCUGCCUGCUGGAGAGGAGCGCUGCGGGCGCGGUACUUCCUGAAGACCCCGAUGUUGAAGCAACACCUGGUCCAGCACACCUGCCACUAGCUCCGCCCACACACCUGAGUGCCCUCACAGCUGGCGCACUGACGUGUGCGUUGGACCAGGACCCGUCCUUCCUGCCGUCAGCGGUCCAGUUCGGUCUGUCCAGGCGCAGUCACAUGACCUUCAUCAUCGACCCCAGCACGGUCCGAAAGAGCGUGGCGGUGAGGAUGUCGGUUCGAAGCCAUGCUCUGGAUGGCUUGAUGCUCCUCCUGUCUGACUCCAAGCAGAUGGACUUUGUUGUCCUCAGCCUUAAAGGGGGACGGGUCAGGUUGUCCGCUGACCUGGGGAAGGGCCCGUCCUCCGUCGUCUCGUCUGUUGCCGUCAGUGAUGGAAGGUGGCACACUGUGAGUGCAGAGGUGAGCAGGAAGUCUGUGUCAGUGACGGUGGACGGUUCUGUCCCGGCGUCCGUCUCCAUCAGAGGGAACCAGCUGGAUGUGGACAAGUUACUUUUCCUUGGAGGUUUCCCUCCCGGUGUGAACAGCAGGAGGAUCAGUGUCACCAGCAGCUUCUCAGGUUGUGUCCGGUCCAUCAGUCUCAAUGGCCACCUGUUGGAUUUGUCUCAGCCGAGUUCUCAGCAUGAUGUCACUUCCUGCUUCCCCAAGGAUCAGAAAGGAAGUUACUUUAACGGGAGCGGACACGCUGAGCUGAUGCAUGAUGGGUAUAAGGUCGGCGCUGAGCUGUCGGUGUCGCUGGAGUUCAGAACCAGCCAACCAGAAGGAGUCUUUCUGGGCAUCAGCAGCGCCAAGGUGGAUGCUGUUGGGCUGGAGAUGGUUGAUGGACAGGUGGUGUUCAACGUGAACAACGGGGCGGGGCGGGUCUCGGCGCGCUCCGGCGGUCCGAUGCUGUGCGACGGGCGGUGGCACCGGCUGCUGGCCAGGAAAACGAAGCACGCCCUGACGCUGAGCAUAGACGGCACUGAAUACCACACCCCCAACCCUUACCCACAAUCCACCUCUGCCGAGACCAACAACCCCGUGUAUCUGGGGGGAUAUCCAGCCGGCGUUAAACAGAACGGCCUGACGGUCAGGUCCUCCUUCAGGGGGUGUCUGAGGAACCCGCAGCUCUCCAAGGCUCACCUGAACAUCCCUCUGGAUCUCAGCACCGCCCACUACCUGUCGGGCGUCACUCCUGAUUCCUGCCCUGCUGCGUAGCCGCCGUCACACACCUGGCUGAGGUGUUUGAGGAGCUGGGCGCUCUCUGGUUGAUCUUCUGAUGAUUACUGGGAUGUUUUUAAUGUUGAGAACCUGAAAACCAGCUUCCUUAGACUGACAUCAUCCACACUGUGAUUAAACAUGCAUAAACAAAUCAA
Messenger RNA from Fundulus heteroclitus (mummichog), 9749 nucleotides. It is a transcript of the gene lama1, whose product is annotated as laminin, alpha 1. Bases 184 to 9591 code for a protein of 3135 amino acids. Gene Ontology annotation, molecular function: extracellular matrix structural constituent; signaling receptor binding. The transcript is spliced from 65 exons. The record is from RefSeq and is a predicted model, not a curated record. NCBI's taxonomy places the organism in Eukaryota, Metazoa, Chordata, Actinopteri, Cyprinodontiformes, Fundulidae. Gene Ontology annotation, biological process: axon guidance; blood vessel morphogenesis; regulation of embryonic development. Gene Ontology annotation, cellular component: basement membrane.